CUUCACUUCGCUGUGGGUGCCUCAUCAUCGCUAAACCGUCUGUUUCUCACAUCCGCUCUGCCAUACACCUUGGAAGGAAGCCAGCGGCGUGACCACUAGUUCGCCACACAGCAAACCAGUUGGAAAUCCUCCAGGGACGGUUGGGUGACCGACCGUCUCGUUUUGACGAGUUGCAGACACUCUUGCUAGAAGCUUUAUCUUCGCGAGCAGAAAUGUCCAAGUCUUGCAAGGGUCUGGCGUACGAGCUCGUCAAGUGCGUGGCGGAGAGCCCGUGUGUGAAGGAGAAAGGUCAGUCCGUGCAGGAGUGCGCGGGGAAGCAGCCGCCAGAGAUUCCGUCCAAAUGUGUGGGGCUGAGGGAGACGUACGCCAAGUGCAAGAGAGGACAGGUUGACAUGAGAACGCGGAUUAGAGGCAACAAGGGGUACUAGGAGCCAGUGAACUUCAUAGAAGGGUGGGACAUUAUCUUAGAGAAGGGUGCAGGGAGCUUCCACACAAGGGAUCUUAGAGACGUUUCGUAGGAUUUCUGAAGACCUUGCGUGUGGAAGAUGUCAGAAGUGGUAUGAUUCUCUCUUCUCUACUCUGUUUUUUUCCGCUGGAAAAACACAAGUGUACAAUAGUUUUGAGUUUACCUUAUGUGAGGUGGGUACAUACAGCAUACUUAUAUUGAAGGGAUCAAACUGGUUAUAGAAUUGCUCACUAUUUCGUUCACCUCCCACAGGUUGCUUUCUUCACCGAAUCUGCAGAGCAGCCAAUAGAAGAGCCGAAUUUGCACUAAUUCUGACGUAUGUGCGCCAGUUGGAAAGUAGAAUCAGAUUUGUCACUACGAUGCUCCUUUCUUUGCAUGGGCUGCCAAACGGUUCCGCGAUUCGGUCACCUGGCGCGGUUCAGCGGUUCGGUCAACUCAGCUCAAGCUCUCGGCAUGUGCAUGGACGGUGGAUUUCGUGAUGCGAAUGAUGAGUGCGCUGCCUGCCGAGUGCGCUGCCUGCCGAGCCCACGGCAGGCGCCGGGACAAAUUCGUGAUGGGGUAUUACAAGAGUGAGCGACCGAGCGCACCACGGGAGGCGCGCGCCGGAACCCUUUCGCGCUGUAACCCGAUUCGCACGGCCGGACCCUCGUCACCCGCAGGUGGCGGGUCCGGCUCCGCACGCUGGGAAGCGUUAGCGUGUGUGUCUGGGUUGCCGCCGUAUCUUCGCGCACAAGAGAUCGCUGGCCUUUUUUACGCCCUCCUAGCCUCAUUCGGGUCGCUGGCCUUUUUUACGCGCUCCGAACCUCUUUCGGUGCUAUCUGGUUCUUAUUCUCUGUCUGAUUCUCUGUCUCGAGUGCCUGAGCGGUUGUGAGCGGUCUUGAAAGUUGUCGCCCGGUUCCAAAAGGUGAAGGUCGAUUGGGAAGUGCGUGCUCGGAGCUACAGCAUGCAGCAUACUGUAACGAGGUUCAAGCUCAAUAACGGGGAUGAGAUCCCCGCUGUGGGAUUAGGGACGUGGAAGAUCGCACCUGAGGAUGUCGACGCUGCUGUGUCGACUGCUCUGGAGGCCGGCUAUCGCCACUUUGACUGCUCAACCAAAUACAAUAACGAAGCUCAGGUCGGGAGGGCGCUAGAGGAUGGCAUGGCACGGAUGGGGAUUGAACGCAAGGACCUUUUUGUCACCUCUAAGCUCUUGCCUUCGGAAUUCUCUCCCCCUGACAUCAUCCCGGCUCUCGAAAACACCCUUGGAGACCUCCGGCUCACACAUCUGGACCUCUUCUUGGUCUCCACAUACCCGUGCAAAUGGCCAAGCCUUGGCACUCCCCCCCUAAGAGAGAAGACAGGGUGCUGCCGUGGCAGAUGGCAGCAGUUGGAGGCAGCAGUGGAGCGGGGAUUAGUGCGCGCCAUCGGGGUCUCCAAAUGGUCGGUGACGAAGCUGAAGCAGCUGCUGAGCUGGCGGCCCGUGCACGUGCCAGCUGUCAACCAGGUGGAGGCGCAUCCCCAUUGGAGGCAGGAUGCCAUGCUGGCGUCUUGCAAGGGCGAGGCUUACAUCCCUCUCGGCUCGAGGGAUCGCUUGGUUUAUGACGAGUACCUCACGCCUCCCGUGCUUCUAGACCACCCGCUGAUUAAGGAGGUGGCGCAUAGUCUGCACCAGUCCCCAGCGCAUGUGGCCCUAUGUUGUGGCAUCCGGGGGGGAAUGAGCGUCCUGCCCAAGAGCAGCUACCCUAUCCAGUCCACUCCCUCUUCUUCUAUCCGUUACCCGCUCCCUGCCAUCAGGUGGCCAGGAAUCUGCAUCAGUCCCCAUCACAAGCCACCCUGCACUGGGGCAUCCAUAGGUGAUGGCUGUGUGGCCAGCAAUCUGCACCAGUCCGCAGCGCAAGUGGCCUUGCGGUGGGGCAUCCUAAGGGGAAUGAGUGUGCUGCCUAAGAGCAGCAGCCCAUGGCACAUAGAGGAGAACAUUGGCCUGUUUGAUUGGAGCAUACCCCCCCUGGACUUCCACGCUCUCUGCAUGAUAGAGCCCCAGGUGCGCAUGUUGGGUUACUACGGCUACUGGGUGGGUGAAGGCCGGCCGUUCCUGGAGCCAGAGGAGCUUUGGGACGACGAGGCAGACACGGCAGAUGAAGAAGGUAAGGCAAGGGAGGGAUGCAUGGCAGCUGUGGAGGAAAGGCAAGGAGGGUGAAGGCCGGUUGUUCCUGGAGCCAGAGAAGCUUUGGGACGAUGAGGCAGACACGGAAGUCUAGGGGGACAACGGAGAGGAAGGAUACAAAGCAAUGGAAGGAUUCAGGGCAGCUUCGGAGGAAAAACAAGGCCGAGCCAGUGCAGGAGACGACUGGGAGGAACGAUGGCAGUGGGGCAUUUUCCUCUCAGUCUGUACAAUGAAUAAACUUGGUUUUUCUCAUUCGUCGUGGACCGUGGUGUCUUCCUUCGAAGAUGGAAUGCAGAUCCUCCCAGUGGAAUGCAAAUCCUCGCAAUGGAACGGAAAGCCUCUGUAAAUGAGAAGAGUCAUGUGCUCUUGAGCAGCCAGAUGGCUUGGGAAUGGGGGAUAUGAUAUGAUGGAAAGUGAAGUGAGCUUCGCAAGCAAUUAAGGCGGGUGGGAUGCUGGGAUGGGAAUGGGGGUGGCAGUGGGGGAUGGAAAGCUGGGCACACUUGAUGUUAAGUUCCGCUACGCUAAGCUGCGACAACGGUACUCACUGGAAUUUAUGGCACUGAUAAGUUGA
Molecule: messenger RNA, 3180 nt
Organism: Closterium sp. NIES-67
Lineage: Eukaryota; Viridiplantae; Streptophyta; Zygnematophyceae; Desmidiales; Closteriaceae
Source: the annotation of a GenBank genome assembly